CCCACGCCAGUACCUCAGUUCUGUCUCGUAGCUGAAAAUAGGCGGCUGCACAAUUCGUAAGGACACGUACACGACUAUGGCUGAAGAAACGACACCUCGACGGUACUUGACGAUGUCGGGCGGGAGCUGCCAGGUGAUCGAAGUCAAUGACAAGCCCAGCGUGGUUGUGCAAAUCCCUGCGCACAUGCUAGUGUGGCUAACAGAAAAGGAUGAGACAGAAAGGCCCUUGUUUACUACGUCAUGUGACAACAGUGACGUAACAGUCCAGAGUGAAACCAACGCUGCAGCUGGGAAGGAGAGUGUGGGAAUCGAUAAGUGGACCUGGAAAAGACCGCUGGACCAGCAAGAAAACCUGGCAUGCCACCACAUGCCACCCUCCACCCUCCACAGGUGCUCCGAGUGCGGUGUUGGCAUCACCGACAUCAAAGACUACAAAAAGCACGCUGCCGGCCACAAGCGCGCGCGAACUUCUCUUGUCCAUUUAUGGCGAUGCUUUGCUUGUAUGUAAUAACCUGUUAAGACAGUUCUGCACACGUGUGGAGGAGCAGCGCUUCUAGACUAGUAUCCCCAGCGGCCGCCAAUUCACUCGGAAGGCAAUGUUUUGAGGCAUAUGUUCACGCACUGAGUUCAGUUGGCCAUUCAUCUGCCACUAUUUCAUCAGCUGCUGCGUAAAUGUAUUGGCAACAUUUGCUGGAAACCAUCGCUAAACGUAUACAUGCAAAAUACUGUGGCACUUGCACAAGUGUCCAACUAAAGAAAUCGACCUCAACGUGAGGAUGCCAGCGAAGUAUCCAUUGCAAGAUUUAUUUCUUUCGUAGCCUUCGGGAGCAGUACCGACCCUGUGAGACAAACCCAAUCUGGCUAAUUUUAUACCUUUUGACUACAGCUGAAGAAUAGCUUUGCGUUAAUUACUAACUAGCAUGAACUAACACAAAAUAUUCAUUGUUGUUCCAAGAAAUAUACUGCGUAUGAUGUGCGAUCGGCCUUCUCAACGAAUAAACCUGUUGUUCUGUAUGAUAUAAGCUGUGGUUAUAAGCAGCUUUAUUUUUUCACAGAAAACUCGUAUUACCGGAAUAUUUAGCCUGUAAUAAAGUUGUUUCUGAUGGA
Molecule: messenger RNA, 1107 nt
Organism: Rhipicephalus sanguineus (brown dog tick)
Lineage: Eukaryota; Metazoa; Arthropoda; Arachnida; Ixodida; Ixodidae
Exons: 3
Coding region: 77-508 (143 amino acids)
Source: RefSeq, a predicted model, not a curated record